Messenger RNA from Leptopilina boulardi, 1283 nucleotides. RefSeq names its product odorant receptor 9a-like. Bases 56 to 1222 code for a protein of 388 amino acids. Lineage: Eukaryota; Metazoa; Arthropoda; Insecta; Hymenoptera; Figitidae. The transcript is spliced from 9 exons. The record is from RefSeq and is a predicted model, not a curated record. Gene Ontology annotation, cellular component: plasma membrane. Gene Ontology annotation, biological process: detection of chemical stimulus involved in sensory perception of smell; sensory perception of smell. Gene Ontology annotation, molecular function: olfactory receptor activity; odorant binding.
UGUGUAGAGAAUAUGGAAAAAACAAAAAGGGGUGAGUAUCAUUUCACCAUUGAACAUGGAAGCAUAUAAUUCUCAUAUGAAGAUCAAUAAAUAUUUCUUAUGUGCCACUGGGCUAUGGCCUUAUCAAUCGAAAGUUACACAAAAAUUAAUUUCUUUCUUCAUUUGGCUUAGUCUCAUAAGUUUUCUGAUACCACAAAUACUAGCUUUAAUAAACAAUUGGGGUAAUACCGACAUUGUAAUUCAAUGGCUUCCACCCUGCUUUGUCAAUCUUCUCAGUAUAAGUUGUUACGUGCCUGCUUCUAUAAACAGAAAUAAAAUAAAAUUAAUUUUAUCAAAAAUGAAGGAAGAUUGGCAAUUAUGUGAAUCAAAUUCAGAAUUUCAAAUUCUCAAUAGUAAUGGAAUUUUGUCAAAAAAUGUAAACAAUGCAAUAUAUGUUUUCUUUUACAUAGCAAUGCUGGAAUUUCUUACAGUACCACUUAUUCCCAGUUUUUUGGAUAAAAUAAAACCAUUAAAUGAAUCCCGUCCAAGAAGAUUAAUUAUGGUUACUGAUUAUUUAGUGGAUUCAAAUAAUUAUUAUGCAGCAAUAGCCGCACAUCAUUGGCACGUUUCUAUUAUAACAAUUACACUUAUUUUAACUGUUGAUGGAAUAUUUAGAGCUUUCAUCUAUCACGCUUGUGGUCAAAUGGAAAUAUUAGGAUUCAAGAUGAAGAACAUUGUAAAAAUAGAUUACAACAUGGAUAUUUCUGAUGAAAGAAAUGUACAAAGAGAAAUUAAAUUCUGUAUUCAGAAGCAUAAAUCAGUUGUAAUGUUUGUGAAUCAGAUAAAUGAUUGUUUUUCUACCUCAUACUUCAUGGGAUUAGGAUUUAAUAUGAUAAUGAUAAGCUUCACUGGCGUUCAGUUAAUCAUGAAAUUGGAUGAUCCAAGUGAAACUUUUGCAAUUUUGUCAUAUACUAUGAGUCAAAUUCUUCGUCUAUUUAGUUUAACAUUACCAUGUCAACGUUUGAUAGAUCAGAGUACUUUACUUUCACUAAAUAUCUAUAAUAGCUAUUGGUAUAAUUUAUCUUUAGAAUCGAAAAAUUUAUUGAAAAUAAUAAUGUUGAGAUGUAUGAAACCGUGCACUUUUACUGCAGGAAAAUUAUACACUUUUUCCAUGAGUAAUUUCGGUGUGGUUGUAAAAACAUCCAUUUCAUAUUUUACAGUUUUAUUGUCUCUACGUAAUUAAAAUAUUUUAAAAGACUUUUUUUUCCAUUAUGCAAAUACGAAUUUUUUAUACAAUUAUAAAU